UCUCUCGAUCAGUGUUGUUUUUGCAUUUUCCUUUUAUUUCUCUCUUCUUUUGUGUAAUAAUCGUUUCGAGGCAAAUCAAUACAUAAAGAACUUAACCUGCGGCGGUUAAAGCUCUUAACCUACGCACAAAUCUCCGGCGAUUUUUUAUGAUAUUCAAACCCCGUCGUCGGCUAGAGAAGAAGAGAUCUUGAUCAUCGGGUAAGAUUGUUAGAUGGAGGUCAUGGUGGGAUCAUCGUUCGGAAUCGGCAUGGCGGCGUACGUUAGAGAUCGUGGCGGCGUUACGGCGGCGCAGGAUAAGGCUGUUCAGACGGCUCUGUUUUUGGCUGAUGAAUCUGGACGCGGUGGAUCUCAGAUCGGGAUCGGGUUGAGGAUGAGUAAAUCGCCGGAGGAAUCGUCGGAUAGCUCGUCGUCGUCGAUCGGAGAGAGCAGUGAAAACGAGGAGGAGGAGGAGGAGGAGGACGAAGAGGACGAUGCUGUUUCGUAUAGAGGAGGUGGAGGAACACUUGAUUCGUUUAGUUCUUCUCUUGAAGACUCUCUUCCGAUUAAGAGAGGGUUGUCGAAUCAUUAUGUCGGGAAAUCGAAAUCGUUUGGGAAUUUAAUGGAAGCAGCGAGCAACAACAACGCCAAGGAUUUGGAGAAAUUUGAGAAUCCAUUUAACAAGAGGAGGAGAUUGGUUAUAGCUAAUAAGCUAAGGAUGAGAGGAAGAUCUAUGUCUGCUUCGAAUUUUUACUCGUGGCAAAACCCUAAUUCUAUGCCUAUACUUGCGUUACAAGAACCUAAUGAAGAAGAUCAUCAUCAUAAUGAUGAGUAUGAGGAUGAGGAUGAGGAUGAGGAUGAGGAGGAUGAUGAUGACCGUAGGAAGAUGGCGAUGAUGAUGAUGAAGAAUAAGAGAGAUUUGAUGGCUCAGACUCGAAGCUGUUUCUGUCUAAGUAGUUUGCAAGAGGAAGAUGAUGGUGAUGUUGAUGAUGAAUAAAUCAAAAUCAAGUAUAACAUUGGUUUCUUUUAAUACUUGGAUUUUAUUUGUUCUUCCCUUGUGAAUUUGUUUUUUUUUCAAGAGGAAGUUUCCAGUGAUAACAAAAGUGGUGGAAGAUUUGAUUUGUUAGGAAUAAUUAUUAUUAAAUCUAUUCAUUAGUAGCA
This is a messenger RNA of Camelina sativa (false flax), 1137 nucleotides long. RefSeq names its product protein OXIDATIVE STRESS 3 LIKE 6. The record is from RefSeq and is a predicted model, not a curated record. Lineage: Eukaryota; Viridiplantae; Streptophyta; Magnoliopsida; Brassicales; Brassicaceae.